Cicer arietinum (chickpea) is the source of this 1784-nucleotide messenger RNA. Its product is annotated as taxadiene 5-alpha hydroxylase-like. NCBI's taxonomy places the organism in Eukaryota, Viridiplantae, Streptophyta, Magnoliopsida, Fabales, Fabaceae. Gene Ontology annotation, biological process: sterol metabolic process. Gene Ontology annotation, molecular function: heme binding; oxidoreductase activity, acting on paired donors, with incorporation or reduction of molecular oxygen; iron ion binding. The record is from RefSeq and is a predicted model, not a curated record.
AAUAUAAUAUUCUCUAUCAAUAAUGUCUUCUCUUUCCGAUGUUUCUUCAUUAUAUGAAAAACAGUACUAAGAAGACCAAAUUUGAUCUUAACUCUUUCAUCUAAUCUAUCAAUGGUUGUGGAAAUAUCUUUCAUUUUUUUAUGUGUACUCACUUUGACUUUAUCUUUUCUCCUCUCAAAGUUUCUCUCAAAAAGUCAAACAAAAAAUGUUCCAAAAGGGUCUUUGGGGUACCCUAUUAUUGGAGAGACACUUGGUUUUCUUAAAGCACAGAGGAAAGACAAGGGCUCAGAGUGGAUAGAAGAAAGAGUAUCAAAGUAUGGUCCUGUCUUCAAAACAUCCUUAUUGGGUUCUCCUACUGUGGUUAUUAUUGGACAAGAAGGAAACAAGUUUGUUCUUGGUUCCUCGGAGGAUGUUUUAUCAGCUAAAAAACCCCUCACCCUUCAAAAGAUACUUGGAAAGCAAAGCUUAAUUGAGCUCACAGGAUCAAGGCAUAGGUUGAUCAAGGGUGAAAUGUUGAAAUUCUUGAAACCUGAAUGCCUUCAAAACUAUGUCAAAAAGAUGGAUGAAUUAGUGAACACAGUAUUAUUAAGCAAAUUGAAAGAGAAUAAAACAAUUAAAGUUGUAGGGUUGAUGAAGAAACUAGCCUAUAAUAUGGCUUGCAAUAUAUUAUUUGACAUUAAAGAUGAACACACAAGAGAGGCUUUGUUUGAAGAUUUUAUCACAUCAUUUAAAGCAAUUCAUUCACUUCCAAUCAAUUUCCCUGGCACCUCAUUUUGGAGAGGCCAAAAAGCAAGAGCAAGAAUUGUGGAAAAAAUACUUCCUAUUAUGAACAAAAGAAGAGAGGAACUUUCAAAGGGACUUCUAAGCUCUACUAAUGAUAUGCUUUCUUGCCUUCUUGCAAUAAGGGAUGAAAAUCAUCAACCUCUAGAUGAUGACAUAAUUACUGACAAUUUUAUUUUUCUAUUUGUUGCUAGUAAUGAUACAUCUGCUACUCUUAUGAGCUUGAUGAUAUGGAAGUUGUCUAGAGAUCAAGAGGUUUACAAUAAAGUUUUAGAAGAACAAAUGGAAAUUUUAAAGCAAAGGGAAGGAAAUGAAGAGAGGCUAACAUGGGGAGAGAUACAAAAGAUGAAAUACACAUGGAGGGUUGCUCAAGAAUUGAUGAGGAUGAUCCCUCCUUUGUUUGGUGGAUUUAGGAAAGCACUUAAAGAUACUAGUUACCAAGGAUAUCACAUACCAAAAGGGUGGCAGGUAUAUUGGCCAUCAUGUGGAACGCACAUGGACAAAGAGAUAUUUGAGAAUCCACAAAAGUUUGAUCCAUCUCGAUUUGAAAAUCCAAGCAAGCCAAUCCCUUCCUAUUCUUACCUUCCAUUUGGUGCAGGGAUUCAUUAUUGCAUAGGAAAUGAGUUUGCAAGAGUUGAAACCUUAACCACCAUUCACAAUUUUGUGAAGAUGUAUGAAUGGUCUCAAUUGAAUCCAGAGGAAACAAUUACUCGUCAACCAAUGCCAUAUCCAUCUUUGGGUCUCCCAAUUAAGAUCAAACCAAGAUGUAAUAUUUCGUAAACUCCAUUGUCUUGUCCUUUGUAGUUGCUGUUGUGAUUGUUAUUAUCUUUCUUGUAAUUUUUCAUAACAUUUUUAUGUCUAAGUAUUGUUCGUAAUAUAUCCUAGUUUAACCGAUAAAACGCCGAUAAAACGUCGAUAUUCUUAGGUUGAAAAUUAUGUAUCGGGUUUGAACUCAAUAUCUUACAUUUGUUUGUGAAUUUCUAGUAAUAUUUAUCAUUUUAAUA